AUGUAUCAACAUCCAUAUAUGCCAUCUCCGAUCUAUGGAAUGAGUCCUCCUAGAGCACCUGGGAUGACUUUCAUAUCGUCUCCACCGGGUAUUGAUGCAAUUAAUCUAGAUGCGAGUGAAGAUACUGAUGAUGGAGAAAAUGUGUCGGGUCCAAAGAGUCGUACUUAUGCUGCAAGGUACACAGGUCCAGAAAAUGAGAUCCUUGCACAAAGUUGGGUGAAUAUUAGCGAAGAUGCAGAAAUCGGUAAUGCUCAGAGAUUGGAUGCCAUGUGGAAGAGGAUUGCCGAUAUUUAUAAUAAAGAACGACCAGCAAACUGCCCAGUGAGACGUUGGGACCUUUUAAAAACGCAUUUUUACACGCUGCAAAGGUUUGUGAGUGCCUUUAACGGAUUGUACAAUCAGAUGAAGAGGGAUUGGGGAAGUGGCCAAAGUGAUGUUGACAUACUCAUGCAUGCAAUGAAAGAGUGGGCACAAACGCACAACAACUCUGCGUUUACUCACUUGGGCAUGUGGAAUAUACUUAAGGAAAGUCCUAAGUGGAUUAACCAGCAGGAUCGUGAUUAUUGUGGCAGGAAGAAGACAAAAACAUCUGCUCAAGGAGGAUACAUGUCUUCUUCUAAUCCGGAAGAUGCCGAUGAAGAACGCGUACGUCCGAUCGGGCAGAAAGCAGCGAAGAGUAAGGGUAAGGGUAAGAUGAAUCAUCCCUCGAAGGAUAUCAUGUACGAGGAGAUGAAACAAAGCAUCGACAAAAACAUGGAGGAAUACAAAAGGAUAGCAAAUGAGAAAUUGAAGGAACAAAUAAAAUACAACAAAAAAUGGGAGUAUGAUGUUAUCAUGAAGGAUACCACGGGGAUGUCGGCAAUGCAAUUAGCAGUACAUCAAAAACUUUGUGACGAAAUUGCAAAGAAUUGGGGUGUUUGA
Molecule: messenger RNA, 921 nt
Organism: Impatiens glandulifera
Lineage: Eukaryota; Viridiplantae; Streptophyta; Magnoliopsida; Ericales; Balsaminaceae
Product: glutathione S-transferase T3-like
Exons: 1
Coding region: 1-921 (306 amino acids)
Source: RefSeq, a predicted model, not a curated record